ACGCUUCAUUCGCUUCAUCGCGUUUGACAGGUUGACUAGCUUUUCGCGUCAGCAGCAGGUCGAAUUUUGUUUCGAAAGUUUUAUCGGAAUUUCGUCGCGGAAAUUACGGUUUUUCGGUGAAAUUUACUCUGAAACAGUAGUUGGUUUGGUCCGCUAUAUUUUGCAAGUGAUCGGCUUGAAGAUGGAUCUGCUUUACACGACCGUACGGAAGGGACACGCCAACACCUUCAGCUUCACGGAAACGCAACACAAUUUCGAAUUUCUGUGCAAUACAUCGUCCUGCAAUGUACUGGCCUUUACCACAACCAACGAGCUGACGGAACCUUCCCCCAUACAGGGCUGGGGCUUCCACAUCUACGUGGUGGAUUUAAAUGCGCCCUGGUUCCCGUAUCGAGUCACUUCCAACAAGUAUCCUAUCUCGGUGCUCCAAUGGGACGUCCUCGGACGGUAUCUGCUGGUGGGAGACCGCAACGGCCAUGUGCAGAUAUUCGUCCAGAAGGACAACUUGCUGUCCGAGUGGAAAUCGGUGUACAGUGUGAAGUUCCCCGGGGAAAACAUCAUAGCGGCAGCAUUCUUCCACAACGGCCGGAAGCUGAAUCUGCAAACGGACAAGAAGGACCAGUAUUUGUAUCUGGAGAAGUUCCAGAAGGUAAAAUUCGCGGCCAGUGUGCGGCAGUUCGGUGGGGUUCCCGUGGAAGGGGUGUUGAUCGUUUCGGCCACUGGAAUGCUGGGUGCUUUUGUCAUUCCGCCGGAGUCCAAUGCAAACAUUCAGAAACUGUCGGAACCAAUCAAGUUGGUCCCGGUGACGGAGAGCUUGGCGGUUACGAGGAAUUACUACACGACAGCGGAUAUUUGCUACGGAAAAAAUGGAUAUUUCAGAGUGGCAGUUGGCAAUGGAGACUCAAAAUCUGCGAACUCCAAUAUGAUUCAAUGUUUCCGGGUAGCAGUCAAGCAGCGAGAGGAGACCUUGGAAAUAAAUAGCACGGCACUACCCAGUUUCUUUCUGGCAGAGGGAAUGGGGAAAGAUUUAAAGGAACUACGUGUGGCACAUGUCCAGUGGGUAUUCAGCGAAGAUGCCGACUCGUUGAUUGUGGCCUCGAACCAUACCGGAGGUGGUUGUUUCGUUGAGCAAUGGGAGUUGACCGAGGAAUCUACGCCGAUUCACAAGUUGUUCCAAAGCAAUAAGAACGAACCUUUCAAGACGCUGCUCUGGGUCAGCAAAAGUCAAUAUAUGUACACCUCUAAGGUGAUAAAAAUUUGCACAACUAAGUUGAACUUCUUGAGUAGCUCGUUCAUCUAUCUAGCUAUGAGCGACAACAGUAUUCACUGCCUGCAGAGGGACACUUUGAAAAGGUUGACUUGCACAAACAUUGUGUCCAUUCGUGAUCCAAAUGACCAUUCCAGCAAACAGAUUAAACUGGGCCUUAAAAUUGGAGCUAUCGAUGUCACCCAUUUGGGACACCUCUUUGUAACAUUGGACACCUUUGGGCAACUGUAUGUCUAUCGGUGCAACUUCAUGUGCCAGGAUCAAUUAGGAACCCCAGCUCUGAUUGUGCAAACUGUAAAUCUACUGGAGUAUUGCUUGGUAACCGGUCUGGAUUCGUUGGACAUUCUCCUCACGUUGAAGACCCAAAUUCUGGAAAACGUUCUCGAAAGGCUUACGGAAAACUUCCACCGACAGCCACCCAACGUUCAGCAGUAUUACUACGUUAACUUCCUCACGAUGAAGAUCGCGCUGUACCGCCUAUCCAUUUCCGGACAGCAGAAAGCUCACGAUUUGUCCAACUUGCUUAUCCUGCACUCGAUACUGAUUGCUUUUAAGAGCCUGCUACGGCCUUCGGAUCUGACCUCGCAUGAUAAGGGCCCAGCGGAGAACUUAGCCAUGGUCCUCUCGGAAUCCGUCCCCGACGUGGAUAAAGUGUUGCUGAAUGUAGAGGCCAAGGAGUUCACCAUGGAGCGACCAACGCUUCAAAGUUUGCAACAGCUGAUUCAAUGGGUUGCCGACUUGGCACUGAACAUUCUCGCCAAACUGCCGGAGAGUCGAUCCUUCAUGUCCAAUAAGUCCCAAGGGUACGACAUCAGCAAAGAUAUCAUCGCGCUCAACAGUAUUCGUGAACUGCUGGUAAUGAUUCGCAUCUGGGGUUUGUUGAACCCCCAAUGCCUUCCGGUGUUCUCCCGUUCGGCAGACAACCUGGACAUUCUAGGAACUCUGUUCCGUUUGCUGACCAAACUUUCGCUGAAUCCCAACGAACCGGAUGACCUGCUGUUGGACGAAUGUUGCUUGCUACCGAAUCAGGUUCUCAUUCCCCAGCUGCAGUAUGUUCCGUCGAGGACCAUGAUCGCGUCUCCGCUCCUGCCGCAUGUCACUCUUCCCGUUAUGUGCGACUACGGCGUGGAGAACGAAUCGCUAAAGUUCUGUCCGGAGGUGCCGAUCGUCGAGGGAGGUCUUUCCAAUGACAACGUAAUCGAUUCGGUGAUGUACCUGCAGCUGGGUCGGCGGCCACCUUCGCUGCGUCGAUGCACUCGGUGCGGAUCGUGUAGCAGUGUGGUCAGCGUGGCCAAGACGGCCGCCAUGAAGGCCUGGGAGCAACGGUGGAUCGACAAGUGUCGAUGUAACGGCUUCUGGCGACUCGAAGUGGCCUAGCCCUCGAAACGAAAAGGACCAUGAAGGUGAGAUUCCACUAGCGUGACGAAUUAGGUGACAUUUUGCAGCAGCUGCGACUUCUAUGUGUUGUAGUAACUCUCUGUUUAUUACUGAUUCUCAAUCGUAUCGACCUUACAGACAGCAUAUGGUCAGCACACCUAUUUUGAUGACUUUCACAAUACACUUUUUGUCAUAUAUG
Messenger RNA from Aedes aegypti (yellow fever mosquito), 2843 nucleotides. It is a transcript of the gene MED16, whose product is annotated as mediator of RNA polymerase II transcription subunit 16. The record is from RefSeq and is a predicted model, not a curated record. NCBI's taxonomy places the organism in Eukaryota, Metazoa, Arthropoda, Insecta, Diptera, Culicidae. The transcript is spliced from 7 exons. The coding region runs from base 182 to 2644 and encodes 820 amino acids. Gene Ontology annotation, cellular component: mediator complex. Gene Ontology annotation, biological process: positive regulation of DNA-templated transcription.